GCCGCCCCGCAGCGAUGGCGGCCAUGGCGGCGCGGGGCGCGGAGGCCGAGGCUCUCUUCGAGACUCACACAGCGGCGGAGCUGCGCGAGGCGGAGCGGCGGCUGCGGGCCGGCAUCGAGCAGAAGCGGGAGGAGCUGCGGCAGAUGGUGGGCGAGCGCUACCGCGACCUGAUCGAGGCGGCCGACACCAUCGCCGAGAUGCGGCUGAGCGCCGAGCGGCUGCUGGGCUCCGUGCGGGGCCUGCAGCGCGGCGGGGUGACGCGGCCCGGCCCCGCUCCGCCGGCUCCGCCGCGGGUGCAGGAGAAGCUGUACCGGGCGGCGGCACAGCUGAAGCUGCUGCUGGACAUCCCCGAGCGGGCGUGGAGCGCCAUGGAGGCCGGGCGAUACCUGCCCGCCGCCCGCCUCUACCUGCUGUGCCGCCACCUGCACGGCCUGCUGCAGCUCGACGCGCCCCGCGCCCGCUACAGCCCCGUCCUCGCCCGCUUCCCCAUCCUGCUGCGCCAGGUGGCCGCCGCCAGCCACUUCAGGUCCACCAUCUUGCAGGAGAGCAAGUCUCUGCUGAAGUCCCAGACAGUGUCAGACCAGGCGGUAGCAGAAGCCUUGUGUGCCAUCAUGCUUCUGGAGGAUAGCUCCCCACGCCAGGCCCUCGCAGACUUCCUUCUGGCCAGGAAACUGGCAAUCCAACAGCUUCUCAACCAGCCACACCACGGUGCAGGUAUAAAAGCUCAGGUGUGUUCACUGAUGGAGCUGCUAACCACUACCCUGUACCAGGCUCAUGCACUCUUCUACAUGAUGCCUGAAGGGGUGCCACCAGAUCCAGCCCUACCCUGUGGCUUACUCUUCUCCACCCUGGAGAGCACUACAGGCCAGCAGCCAGCAGGGAAAGGUGGGGUUCUGGAGGAUGAGGUGAAGCUGAGCAGCUGGUUCAGGUACCUCCCAGAGUCUGUAGUGGAGUUCCAGCCAACUCUGCGGACCCUGGCACACCCCAUCAGCCAGGACUAUCUCAGAGACACACUGCAGAAAUGGAUUGCCAUGUGCAGUGAGGAUAUCAGGGCUGGUGUCAGCAACCUGCUGGUCUAUGUGAAGAGCCUGAAAGGCCUCGCAGGGAUUCGUGAUGCAGUGUGGGAGCUGCUCACAAGUGAGUCCAUAAGCCAGAACUGGGAUGUGUUGUGCCGUCGCCUUUUGGACAAGCCUGCUUCCUUCUGGGAGGACCUGCUGCGGCAGCUCUUCCUGGACAGGCUGGAGAUACUGACUAAAGAAGGAUUUGAAUCCAUCUCAAGCAGCUCCAAACAGCUUCUCAUCUUAGCCCUGCAGGAACUUGAAGCCAAAUCCAACACCUCUGCCUUUAGCAAGCACAUCCAGUUUGAACACAACAUGGCCCAGUUCCUGUGGUCAGAGAGCUCCAGCGAUCUGCCUUCAGAUGCUGCUUGGGUCAACGUGGCAAACCGCAGCCAGUUUGCCAAGAGCGGCCUGUCCAUGAAGGCCCAGGCACUCACACCAUGCAUACAGAGCUUCUGCUCAGCUCUGGACUCAAAGCUGAAAGCCAGGUUGGAUGACCUCCUGUCCUACCUUCCUGCAGAGUCUUCACCCACCAAGGAGCUCACUCCCCCCGUGCAGCCUCGCUCAUCCUUCGACCGCUAUGCUGACACCAGCAUGGUGGAAGGGCUGCUCCGUGAUCACUGCAUUGCCUGCAUCCACCACGUGCUGAGCUGUGUGCGUGAAGAGCUCCAGGGUGCUCAGGCGGACGCUCCCAGUGAUACCAGGCUCCAUGCUGUCCUCUUUAUGGCCAGGCUCUGCCAAUCCCUGAGCGAGCUUUGUCCUCACCUCAAGCAGUGCAUCCUGGGCCGGUCAGGCAGUGUGGAGACGGCACUGAAGGAAACCCGCUCCACCAAGAAGCUGGGGAAGGGGAAAGUCCAAGAAGUGAAUCCUGUGCAAGCCAAGUGGCAGGAGGUGAAGGCAGAACUCCUGCAGCAGAGCCUGGCUGCUUACCAGAUCUGGAGCUCUGCUGUCACUAAAGCUCUGGUUCAGUGCUUUACUCAAACAUUGCUGCUAGACACAGCUGGUUCUGUCUUGGCUGCAGCCACCAACUGGGAUGAGAUUGAAAUUCAGGAGGAGGCUGAGUCUGGAAACAGUGUAACAUCAAAGAUCCGUCUGCCUAUGCAGCCAUCCUGGUACGUCCAGUGCCUCCUCUUCAACCUGUGCCAAGAGGUGAACCGAGUCGGCGGUCACACUCUGCCAAAGGUCACCUUGCAGGAGCUGCUGAAGGCCUGCAUGGCAGAAGUGCUUGCUGCCUAUGAAAAGCUCAUGGACGAGAAGCAGGACAAGAAAGCAGGCACCUUCCCCAUGACACAGAACAGAGCUCUGCAGCUACUCUACGAUCUGCGGUACCUGAAUAUCAUCUUGACAGCGAAGAGUGAGGAAGCAAAAACCAGCAGGAUCAAGCACGACUCCAGGAUUGAGAAGGUGACUGACUUCCUGGAGGGACACAUCGAUCCAUUUGACUUGGAUGUUUUUACACCACACCUAAACAGCAACCUUAAUCGCCUGGUUCAGCGAACCUCUGUUCUCUUUGGCUUGCUGACUGGGACAGAGAACCAGUACGCAAGCAGGAGUGGUGCUCUCGGCUCCCAGGAGCUCCAUAAUAUCUUGCCCUUAGCAUCCAGCCAGAUCAGAUUUGGACUUCUGCCGCUCAGUAUGUCAAGUUCACGAAAGACUAAAUCUGCUACCAGGAACACGGAAAGAGUUGAGUGCGAUGCUGACCUUUAACUCCCGAUGAAGUUGGCCUGGGUAUUUCAGCCUGUGUGAACAGAGUGGCUUGCUUCUCUUGCAAAGGCUCUGCCUUGUCUUGUUGCUGUUUUACUAGCAGACAAACAUUACGCUGCUACAUUUCCUCCAGUUUAAAACAUUUGCUUAGGUGGAGCUCCCUGUGCUGAGGAUUGAAAGAGCCAAGGGCUACCUUACUGCUACAGGAAGCAGGAAUUAGUGAUUCAUUUUCUUUAGCCAUUAACAAUCUAAUAAUCAAAUCAAUGUUUCUUCAACUGGGAUGGAAGAAUAAAGAGCUGGCUUUAUCAAAGCAGAGUGUUACUUGAGAUGCUGGCAUUUAUUCUGCAAUUCUUGUUCUCUAUUAUUUAGAAGUAGUAAAAAACAGACACAGUAUCAGGGUUAUUUAAAAAGCCCAAAGCUUAACAGUAAAGGUAUUCUUUACCUCUUUCACCUCAGCUGUAGUAGCGUGUAGAAGUGUGCAGUGAUGUUUGUCUUGCUUCCACCACUCCCCUGCUCUGGGGGCAGCAAUGGCUAUGGAGUACAUGGACAUUCUGCAUUCACUCCGCUCUGCAGAAUCACUUGUUCCUUUUGACACAGAACAGUUCUAGAGAGGUUAAAGUCCACAAUUACUCAAGAGCAGCUCUCUACAAAAGCAACAGCUGUACUUUUACUGUUGUUGCUCAGAGCAAUGGAGCAACAACAGCCCUUCCCUUACUGCAGAACUACUAUGUUUGAGCACUGAAUGACUUCCGUAUAGUUGCUAACAAGAAGAAGCUGUGCAUCCUCCUCUCAGAACAACCUUUUGCUGUUUGUCACUGCAAAGCCGGUUAGGUUGUCUGGGAACAGCUCUUCUGCUGUAGUCUGUGCCCCCUUGCAGCUACUAUAGAUGAGGGUUUGGUCAAAGGUAUGCUGUAAUCAUUCCUGACUCUCUUGUAUUUAAAAACAGGUUCCACCUCCUGCACUCACAAGAGCAGAAGACGAGGCCUUGCGCCCUGGCUCCUUGUUCAGGCAGCUUGUAACUGAGGAGGAAGACACAUCCGCACCUUCUCUCUUCAAGCUGGGAUGGCUUUCUGGCAUGACCAAGUGAUUAAUAAAAGAGUUUGUCUCCGCA
Messenger RNA from Gallus gallus (chicken), 3873 nucleotides. It is a transcript of the gene COG1, whose product is annotated as component of oligomeric golgi complex 1. Gene Ontology annotation, cellular component: Golgi apparatus; COG complex. Gene Ontology annotation, biological process: intra-Golgi vesicle-mediated transport. The record is from RefSeq and is a predicted model, not a curated record. The coding region runs from base 15 to 2765 and encodes 916 amino acids. NCBI's taxonomy places the organism in Eukaryota, Metazoa, Chordata, Aves, Galliformes, Phasianidae. The transcript has 14 exons.